Molecule: messenger RNA, 395 nt
Organism: Dentiscutata erythropus
Lineage: Eukaryota; Fungi; Glomeromycota; Glomeromycetes; Diversisporales; Gigasporaceae
Source: the annotation of a GenBank genome assembly
AAAAGGGACCACAGGAUGAAAAAAUCAAAAAAUUGAAGAUGCUUAAAGACCCAGUUACAAGGAGGCUUCGGUCUCAUAGGCUUGAGCAAAUAAUAAAUAAUAACAGAUACCACAGUCCAGAAUUAUCAAAAAUAGACUCUAAUGAACCUAACAAGCAAAUAGUUGUAAUUUGGAAUCUUCAUUGGCGUUUUACUAUCAUAAAUUUAUUCACAUUUUUGCGUGAUUUUUUGCAGCAUUAUGUAGACAAAGCAUCAGUUUCACGUACAACAAGAAAACAAGUUUAUGAUCAAAAAAGACUUGCAGAAAAUAGUUAUGAACCACUAACUAAUGCUCCCGAUUGGACUAUAGCUGGGUAUCAUGGUGCUUUGAGGGCUCUAAUUAGAAGAUAUUUUUAA